AUGACCAAACAUGAACGUAUCGAUCUCUAUCAGGAUGUGACCAACCGCAUCGUGGAGCAGUUAGAAAACGGAGUAGCCCCAUGGGUGCAGCCUUGGUCUAAUACCGCUUCAGGCCCGUCACUUCCACUCAACGUCACCACAGGUCGCCGAUAUAGCGGUAUCAACGUGCUCCUGUUGUGGGGAACCGUGCAGAUGUGCGGUUUUACCUCUCAGAGAUGGCUGACGUUUAAUCAGGCACGAACAGUUGGUGGGAGUGUAAGGAAAGGUGAAAAGGGCACAACCGUUUUUUAUGCUGACAGCUACGUGCCCGGUGGAAAUGAGGCUGAUGAAGAUGAGCGUGCCGUUCGGUUUCUCAAGCGCUAUACGGUUUUCAACAUUGAUCAGUGCGAACACCUGCCCGAAGACAUGACAGGAUCGGUCGCACCGUUACCGGAGCGCGAAAUCGUCCCUCAUGCAGAAGCUUUGCUGCAGGCCACAGGUGCGGAUAUUCGAAUUGGUGGUGACAAGGCAUUUUAUGCCCCAGAUCCAGACUACAUUCGGCUUCCCCCACAGACUGCUUAUUUUGAGCAGAUCAACUGGUAUCGCACGGCUUUCCACGAAACCGCGCACUGGAGUGGCCAUACAAGCCGUCUGAACCGAGACCUGUCAGGUCGGUUUGGUUCUCACAAAUACAUGGUAGAAGAGAUCGUGGCUGAGCUUACGGCGGCCUUCGUUCUUUCCGACUUGAACAUCUCGCCGACAGUGCGACACGCUGACUACAUUGGGAGUUGGAUUGCCCUGUUGAAAGAAGACAAGCGUGCCGUUUUUGCAGCAGCUCGUCUCGCGACACAGGCAGCGGAAUACAUACUUGGUUUCCAGAGUAAGGCUCCACGGUUACCCGCAGAACUUUCACGGAUGGCGGCCUAA
Drosophila elegans is the source of this 906-nucleotide messenger RNA. RefSeq lists its product as uncharacterized. Gene Ontology annotation, molecular function: single-stranded DNA binding. The transcript has a single exon. Lineage: Eukaryota; Metazoa; Arthropoda; Insecta; Diptera; Drosophilidae. The record is from RefSeq and is a predicted model, not a curated record. Bases 1 to 906 code for a protein of 301 amino acids.